AUGCCUAGAUUCUCCGUCGCCUUCUCCAAGCGGAAACCCGCACCCGAAGACCCGGAGCCUGCGCCCGCGUCGACGCCUGCGCAGCCUUCGUUUCGCGUCUUCGAACGCAAGGAUGUCCCCGGCGGCAAUGUGAGGUCUUUCGACGGCGGAGCGAGGAUGGCCAGAGCUUCUCCUGCCAAUGCACCGGCACCUCCCAGACCGGCAGUGCUGGAGCUGGAUGUCGCGGAUAACAUGUUUGCUGAUCUCAUUCCGAACCGCGGAAGCGGCGUUUCGAAUACCACAAAGGCCACGUCGACGGACAACUCGUCACGCUACAGCAACGCCUCGACGGCGCCGUCCUCGACCGACGCCCCCGCGGGCAACGUGCCUGACGAGAAGCGAAACCCCGUGAGGUCGAGGUUGCCGCAGUCCCAGUCGCUGCCGCACGGGCUUGGGUCGAGGGAAGGGUCCAAGAACAGCCUGCUGGACCGAGCCACCCGAACCUUUUCCUUUGGCGGUAAGAAGCACUCGAUUGCUCCUCCCAAGCAGAGUGACAUCCCCUCCAUGCCCCCAACCCUGAGUUUCCAAGGGGGCGACGUGGACAGCAGAACGAGAGGCUUGACGGCCUCGACGGCAAGCACUGCGACUCCCACCAAGUCGGAGUCGCCCAGCAUAGACUUGGGCGGAGACUUUGGCUCCAUGUUCACCGCCUUCGACAAGCGAGGCAGCACGGCCACGCUGAGGAAUGACAAGGCGAUGCACCCGCGACACCUUCAUCCCGGUCCGACGAGCCCCAGCAUCGGCACGCCGGCGGCGUCUCAGCUCAACAGCGGAGGCACCUCGCCUUCUGGCUUCGGCACCCCGUCGCCCUCCCUCUCACAGCACCGAACCCUCAGGUCCUCUCCGUACAGCCCUUCGGAUGUUGUCAACGACGAGGAUGCCAAGCUGUUUCGUGAAUCCGUCGAUGCCAUGAAGUUUCUGUCGGAACCUUACGAUAGUUCCGCCGGAAAGUCUUCGCAGACUCAUCGAUACCGACGAAACGAAGACCCCUCCUUCCUGACUUCCCCGACCUCAUCCAUCGCCUCGAGCGCCAACAAGGAGGACAACAUGUUUGCCGGCAGCUUCUCCCGCCAGCACCUCAAGGCAUCCUCGCACCGACACGUAUCACGAUUGCCCGCAGGGGCCCGAAACAAGGUCAUGACUCCGGCUCAGUUUGAAAAGUAUCGGAAGGAUAAGGAGCGUCAAGGAGCGUCCCCGGACAAUGAGGCUCCGUCCGUUGCCAAGGACGAGGACGACGAGUAUGACGUCCACUACGACGAGGACGAGGAUCACCAAGAGAAGUCGAAGGAGCAGGUGAAGCAGCGACGGAAGCAGGAAGCCCACAUGACGCUCUACCGGCAGCAGAUGAUGAAGGUUACGGGAGAUACGCCCAGCUCGCCCGUUUCCCACAACGUCAGACCCCAGCCGAUGUCAUCACCAAACAUGGCCCAGCCGCCCAUGUUCCGCAAGGACCUCUCGCCCGACCCCAACCACGUUGCAUCCGACGCGGACGAGGAUGAAGACGUUCCCCUCGGCAUCCUGCAGGCUCAGGGCUUCCCUGCCAAGAACAAGGCGCCCAGCAGACUGACCCCCGUCGGCUCAACGUUGAAUCUGCAGAAUCUUCAGAGCCUGCAGGCUACGUCGCAAGAACCGCAGAUGCCGCAGAUGCCACGGCCUCCGUCCGCCGCCGGCGACCCGGCUCCUCGCCGUAACUCGAACCUGCCGGCGUUUGCGAGGAACCUUCCUCAGGACCCCUUUGUCGGCGCGGCCAUGUCCAGACCGGCCAAGAGGGAGUCGGUCCUGUUCAGCGACCCCACGCAACCUCAGCAGAAAGGACCGCUACCUCCCGGUGGCCUCGUUGGCGUCAUCAUGAACGAGGAACGCUCGCGGGCUUUGCGUCGUGGCAGCCCUAGCCUCGACUUUGGCAAACUCAUCGGCGCCGCCACGAGUCCGCUGCCAGGUCCCGCCUUCGAUCCUUUGGCCGGCAUGCCACCCCAGUCCAUGUACAACGGCCUGACCGGUGCGGCAGGCAUGGGUGGCAUGGCGGGCGCGGCGGGGAUGCCAUCGAGCAUGGGAGGCAUGGCGGGCGCGGCGGGGAUGCCACCAAGCAUGGGAGGCAUGGGAGGCAUGGGAGGUAUGGGCGGCGCGGCGGGGAUGCCACCCGGCAUGGCUGGCAUGGCUGGUAUGGCCGGCGUGCAGCAGUUGCCGCAGUCGACCCUCACACCUGGUGACCAAGCCCAGCUUCAAAUGUCGCAGCAGAUGCAACAGUUCAUGCAGAUGCAGAUGCAGUUCAUGCAGAUCAUGGCCAUCAACCAGAACGGCAGUGGUCAGCAGAUGCAGCCGCCGAUGCAGCCGCCGAUGAUGCAGUCGCCGAUGACGCAGCCGCUGAUGAUGCAGCCGCCGAUGAUGCAGCAGUCGAUGAUGCAGCAGUCGAUGAUGCCACCCCCGCCGAUGCAGUCACCGUACGGCGCCAACCCUCAAUUCAACCAGUCGAUGAUCGACUUGUCGUCACGACAGUCGGUCAUGGGCGAGCCUAUGAUGGACCCUCAACUGAUGGGCCACAAGGGGCGGACGAUGAGCAUGAGCAUGCUGCAAGCUGGCCCGGCAGCCUACAUGCAGCAAGCACCCCAUCAGGCCGCUCCGUCCAUCCGUGGCUCCGUGGCAGGAUACGCGCCUUCGAUAGCGCCCUCGGAGCGGAGCAACAUCGGCUUGCCUGGCCGCUACCGUCCGGUCUCGCAUGUUCCGAUGUCUACCGUCACCACCGCACCUCAAGAUCGCACGAACACAAUGUCCGGAGGGCUGUCGGGCUGGAACGAUGACAAGGCCAAGUCGACGAUCAACAUCAUCAGCACAGAUUGCGACGGCUCCGACGACGAUGAAGAGCAGGCCUGGGAGGCCAUGAACGCGAAGCGCGAGAAGAAGAGAUCAAUGUGGAGAAGCAAGAAGAGCUUUGGGAGCGAGUUGGCGUUGUGA
This is a messenger RNA of Drechmeria coniospora, 2991 nucleotides long. RefSeq lists its product as uncharacterized. The transcript is spliced from 2 exons. The record is from RefSeq and is a predicted model, not a curated record. Bases 1 to 2991 code for a protein of 996 amino acids. NCBI's taxonomy places the organism in Eukaryota, Fungi, Ascomycota, Sordariomycetes, Hypocreales, Ophiocordycipitaceae.